AUGUCUCAAACACCAAAAAUAAAGACAACUAAUCACGAGGAAGAAAUCAUCACACUCGAUAAUGCAAGUCCAGGUGAAACCAUUACAGAAAAUGAGAAAACCAAGAAUGCCAAAGACUCAAUGAAUGCAUAUUUCGGUGCUGAUAGAAAAAGCUACCAGAUUCGUGCAUUGGCAAGAAAAACGAUUUCAUAUCAAAAACGACAAAUGUUCGCAAACAUUUGUUGUAUAACUUUAUGUCCACUUUUGAUGGUUGUAAUUUCCGGAAUUUUAGGUGUUGUGAUUACUGCACUAAUUAACAAUUCAAGUGGUGGUAGUUCAGAGUAUCUUUUUUGCUCGAGUGAAGCUGCUUAUAAUACAACAACACGCCAACCAUAUGAUAAAGAUUCCGACAACCUUCCCAAAAGAGAUAGUAAAGAUAUACCAAAUGUGCCAAGCGACGUUGAUACAGUAAAACUCACAAAUUAUUAUUUGCCUCCAGCUGGAGACGAGCUCUUUUCUUCACCUGGAAGCCCACAAGGAUGUGUAUAUUGGUUUGAACCCGAUUAUCCUACCCGCGAACCUUAUGAACCAAAAACUGAUGACGGUAUCGUAAAAAAAGACACAACAUUCAAACCAGCUCCUCCAAAAGGUUGGUUUAGCAUCGAGUCACUUACAAAAUUUCCUGUAUAUUUGGCCACCUAUCAGACUCUUCCAUAUUUACUGGUCAGUGAUGCAGAUGGAGUUGAUUCAGGCGAAAAACCUAAUCAAGAUCCUAUUCCAUUCAGUGCAAGUACCAACAUAUCAAGUACAUUUCAAACUUUGACCAACACCAACACAUCAAGUGAUUCUUUGUUCAAAACUUUUGAAACCAAUUAUUUUGUAAAUAUCUCACGCACGGGCAAUAGCUAUACUGUUAAUAGCUUCCAACCUGUGCCAUUACUUAAAAAAUUCAAACUAAGUGAGGAAGAAAUGGAUAACAAAUUAACAGAAAAAAUCCAGGAUUUCCUUUCUGAGAUUGUCGGCAUAAACAAAGCUGUAUUGGAAAAUCCCGACGGUGUUAGCGAUGAGGAAAAAUUGAAUUUCUUUAUCGAUGUUGCUGGAAUUGUAGGAAAAAUGCCGUGGGGAAAUCUCCUAUUUGAUGCGAUCGAUCCUUCAGCUAAACUAUGGAAUUAUACAAUGCAAAUUGGUAGUGAUAAACGUAUUUCUAAAGCUGCCUCAUAUCCAAGUCAAGGAUUCCGUCGUAUCGCCUCUCAAAGUCAACUUAGCAAUGGCUUUUUGAAAACGGCAAAAGGAGAUGCACAAUCAGUCAAAAUUACACAUGGAUUCAGAGUCAUGCCACAACUUUACUCGUCAAAGAUCAAAAUCGCUGCCGCCUCAGUUAUUGGUGGAAUUUUGUAUCCAUUCGGUGUUUCUUUCCUUCUUCCAAUCUUUGUAAUCACUUUAGUUAAAGAAAAAGAAGAACGGAUCCUUGUGAUGAUGCGAAUGAACGGUCUAAAGAGCUUUUCUUAUUAUUUGACACACUAUAUUCAUUUCUAUUCGUUACACAUUGUGACAACAACAGUAUUUAUUGUCACCGGUGUUCUCUUCAAAAUGGAAUUCUUCACUCUAACCGAUCCAGGAGUUUACAUUCUUUUAUUCUUCUUUUGGGGACAUAUUCAAAUCGCUCUUGCUUUAUUUCUCACGGUUUUCUUUAGUAAAAGUCGAACCGCAUUAGUUAUCACAUUUAUGUUGGUGUUAUGUGGUGUCAUUAUUAGUUUGUCCACUACACAAAUAUUUUUGGAUGACAAAGCACCAGGCUAUUAUUUCCUCUGGCCGCCAUUUGCUUUUUACCGUGCUCUAACCCUGAUCAACCAACAUAGUAUCAGUAAGUCAAAAUUGCCCUAUAGAAUGUCCGAUUUGACUGGAAGCGAUGAGGUUUUGAGUGCAAUAAUCGCCAUGAUUGUUGAAUUCGUUUUUUUCAUGGGAUUAACAUUUUACCUCAAUCAGAUUAUUCCUUCAGAAUAUGGCGUCGCAAAGAAAUGGAAUUUCAUUUUCACCGAACCAUUGAAAGCUUUCCGAAAUAAGCGAAAAGGAAAUACUUUCAAAGAUGCUCCUGCCACCUUAGAAGCAGGUAUUCCUGAUGUAGAUCCAGAAGAAACUCAAUUCGAGGAUCAAGAUGUCAAAGCAGAACGUGCUCGUGUAUUAGACAAUCGCUACCCGGUAGAUUCACCCUUAGUAAUGAAACGUAUGAGAAAAGCCUAUAAUAGUGGUAAAUUGGCUGUUAAGGAUGUCACAUUUGCCGUAGAAAAGAGUCUUAUUUUCGGCUUAUUGGGUCCUAAUGGAGCUGGUAAAACUACACUUAUCAGUAUUUUGACUGGACUUUAUCCACCUACUUCUGGAUCUGCCAGUCUCAAUAAGUAUAAUAUUAAUGAAGAUAUGGAUAAAGUGUAUAUGAGCAUGGGAGUAUGCCCACAACACGAUAUUCUUUGGGCUGACUUAACUGUUGAAGAACAUUUACUAUUUUACGCUCGUCUUAAAGGAAUUCCACCUAAAGCUGAAUCAGAGGCAGUUAAAAUCGCAUUAGAGCAAGUACGACUGGAACCAUUCGCAGGACGAUUAACAAAGGGUUUGAGUGGUGGUGAAAAGAGAAGAUUAUCAAUAGCUAUUGCUUUGAUAGGAAAUCCUGCUGUAGUAUUUUUGGAUGAACCAACAACUGGACUUGAUCCCGAAGUUAGGCGAUUGAUUUGGAAUAUUGUACAUGAUGCAAAAGCUGGAAGAACUAUUGUUCUGACUACACAUUCUAUGGAAGAGGCCGAAGUUUUAUGUAAUCGUAUCGGAAUAAUGGCAAAGGGAACAUUAAGAUGUAUCGGACCACAAUUGCGAUUAAAAGAAGUUUAUGGACGUGGAUUUAAGCUUAGCUUUAGUUGUCGCCCUAAAAAUGUUGAGAAAGCUACUGCAUAUAUUGAAUCGCUAUUACCACCAACAGCAAAGAAAUUGGAUUCUUUCGUGACAAAUGUUUCUUAUGAAUUUGAACCUGAACCCGGUUUGAUCCCAAGACUGUUCUCUGAAAUAGAGAAGAACAAGAAACGAAAUGGUAUUGACGAUUGGGGUCUAAGUCAAACUAGUUUGGAAGAAGUAUUUUUACAAAUUAUUGGGGAAGCUGAUGCUGAAGGGUAG
This is a messenger RNA of Ambispora gerdemannii, 3135 nucleotides long. NCBI's taxonomy places the organism in Eukaryota, Fungi, Glomeromycota, Glomeromycetes, Archaeosporales, Ambisporaceae. The record is from the annotation of a GenBank genome assembly.